ACUUCGAAGGUGCUCAAAAGCAUGCGUACGUUGUGUGCAACAAUCGCGAUGAAAUGUAGAUGAAAUUCACUUGAAAAUUCAGCUGAACGCUCAUCAGGUGAGAGAAAAAGUCGUGAGGAGGAAGUAAACGUGAUGUUCAGAAGACUUUGAAGGAAGAAGGUCCAGCAAUGGCGACAGCUGGAUUGUCCCCAAUCUGCUACAAUCAUCCCGAGAAAAAGGCAGAUUUCAAGUGCUUUGACUGCAAACGUGGUAGGUUGUUAGUUGGUUCAUCGAUGCUCUAACGUACGACUUUAUCUCGGAAAAGUUUAGACAUUGCUUGCUCGUGAAAAGAGGAGCAAGAAAUUGUCCACGUAUGCGUUGCAUUUCUUGUCAUUUCCUUUGCACAUGUGUCAAAAUUCAACACAUGAUCUGCUUGUCAUCCUGGACAGCAUAAUUUUUGGUCAAUAUUUGAGCUAAACUUCAGAAUACCCGGCCACUUCUUUGCGUAUCAUUGAAUACCAAAAGUGCCUAUUGUGUCAUACCUCGUUCUUUAAAGCGUUCCGAUAAAUGUAAAUGAUGUGGUUGGGUUUUCUGAAGUUGUCAUGAUGAGUGUUCAGUUGUAUAAUAGAGGUGGCAGGGGAUGGCAAAAUAGGAAGGACCCUCAGUCAAGCGCCCUCCCUUUUGUUUUCAAAGAGAUUUUUUUUUCAAUUUUUUUUUUGACACAGCUUCCCACUGCUGCAUAAUUAACAUGCUACAUGAUUAUCUUAUUUUUAUUUUACUCAAAGGGAAUUUGUUAUUUGGGAAAUCGAUAAUUGAGAUAAAUACUGUAAGCACCCCAGGGGCCCCACUCACAUAUUUUAAUGACGGGGGGGGUCCGACAGAGGUUCAUAUUUUAUACCCAAAAAAAUCCCAACUUCAGUAUUGUCUACCAAAAAAAAUCCCUACUUUUUUUAGCAUACCCAAAAAAAUCCCUCAGUGUUUUUGCAUCAGCAAAUUUUAUUAUUUAUCUUCUGGAAACGGCUAAAACAUGCCAACUUCAACUUUGGUUUUGGUCAAAAACAAAACUAUAAAUUGGGCUUAUGUUAUUUUUGCUUUGAGCUGAUGAAAAAUACAAUAACCAAAAAAAUCCCUAUGUUGUUCUCGCGACCCAAAAAAUCCCGGCCUCUAUCAAAGACCCAAAAAAAUCCCUUUUGGCCAAAAUGUCAGACCCAAAAAAAUCCUUCUGACCCCCCUGUCACUAAAAUAUGUGAGUAGGGCCCCUGGGGUAAGCACUAAUGCCUCACAUGAAAGCCCCCAAAUCAGCAGGUGGUAGAAUGGCAACAGUUACUUCCCACCAAGAUAAUAGUUUUACCCUUGGGGUUUUAGUGUGAGUUCCAAGUUAUACAUGCUGAGAAGAUAUACAAAUACUCUGCAAACUAUAAUUAUUGUCUAAGGUGAUCUCAUCAUACCCUGCGAAAACAUCCGUUUCUCCUCGCUCUUCACCACUAGGGUCGUUUCGCUCGGAGGAACGUCUGCGAUUCAGUGACAGAAAUUCCAUACUGAUGACGCAAAUCAAUGUUUAGAUGAUAGAUCCGGUAGUCAUGGGGUUCCAAAUAUAAAUUUGUCCAAUUUUACGUGUCUUGCGGUCCAUUUUGGAAAAGUGUUGUGUUCAUCUGCUAACUAGCUCCAGGAAAACUCAAAUGCUUCUUCUAGAGAAGACUAUAUUCCACAAAUAUGGACUGUUUUGUUAGAGAUUCUUUUUGUUUACAUUUGACCUUUGUGGCUUUUUGUCUUUUGUCUGUCAUUCAUAAAUAAUAACUAAAACAAUGUAACUACUCUGUUGACCAAUCAGCACUUCUGACUGGAUUCCGGACAGAUUUUAUGUCGUCAGUAUGGAAUUUCUGUCGCUGAGUUGCAGACGUUCCUCUGCGCGAAACGUCCCUAGCGGCGAAGAGCGAAGAGAAACGGAUGUUUUUGUAGGCUAGUAGGAAUGAAGACGGGCCGUAAAAUAUCUCAACCCUCUAGUUGCUCCAUGUACCACUUGCUACAAACUCAAAUCACAUGGUCCACUGUGCCCCAUAUUAUAGUCUCAGGUGCAUGUACCAUGUUUGAUGUGGUGUUGUAUUUUGCUAUCUUUCAGACUCGGUCAUCAAUUUGUGCCCGCAGUGUAAUAUUCAAGUGCACAGUCUAGAUGUAUUCAGAGCACACAGAGUUGAGCAAAUUGAAGUAAAGGUGAAAAAAUCUACAUGUACAGUGUAGUUGAGCUGUCACUAUUUCAAGUUGCCGAGAAAAUGUGAUUAGUAGGGAGGGAAUUGAACAGCUUUGGUUCAAAUUAAUUGCAAAAGAUAUUAUUGUUUUGCAGGACAGGGAACGUAGGCUUUCACAAGACGUUGAUGACAUUGAAAAGUAAGUAAAAUAAAAAACAGAAGCACAUUCACAUUACUAGUGUCUGGGCUUUGGUGAAAACCAGCAGCCAGUAAUGUAAAACAAAUGGUUAGAUGUAAUUCUUACUUUCGGGUCUGUAAACAAAUUCUUGUGGUGUUGUACAUAUAUUUUAAAUUCAUGAAGCCUCUUUGGUAAAUUUUACUAUUCUUGUUUUAGUUUGUUAUUUUGUAAACUGAAACUUGCCAUUCUCUGUUGAUUUUUUUUUAUUUUGGGUGGUCAUAGAGUAAAGUAAUCAAUGUAGUUUUGUGAAUACAUGUAAAGUUACAUGUACUGAUUACUUUACUGUCUUCCUUUUCAGCAUGGUUUCAAUGCUGGUUUAUUAUCUGUGGAUAAUUUAUUUUUCUUUCUAGUGCAUGAAUGCUUCCAGUUAAUACAUGUAAUUCAUGUUUACACAAGUUUACUUUUUCUAAUUCCUGUUUACAUUGGUCAUUAAUUGAAAUGUUUCCAGAUUAAUAGCUGUUGAAAGUGAUAUUCUUCAAAAUGUGCUGGCUAGAUUGAAAUACUGUGAAGAAGAGGAGAAGGUAUUUAUUAUUACUGCUCAAAAUAAAGCUACAUAUUAAUUACAAUAUGUUUGUGUUAUAGAUAAAACUAGUUCUCAGGUUAAAACUUAGUUUCCUUUGUCUUCUAUGGAUAAUAAUUAGGGCUAGCUAACAAAGGAAUUUAAUACUGAUUUAACCUGAGGUCAAUUUUACCUACAACAUUACUUUGUCAGUGCAUGCUUUGAUUCAUUGUUGUCAUCUAUUUUAUAUUUUUUUUGUCACUCAAAUUUUAUACAUCUCAGAUCUUAAAAUAAAUUUACAAGAAGAAGUCUGCAAGCUUUUAGUAAAAAAAAAAAGUUAAGAAAACAACAAAAAAAAAAACGGGGGAGCAUUGUCACUUUGCUGGGAUCCAAACCUGAGAUUCAUUUAAUGAUGUGGAGAUUGCAAAGCACUAGGCAAUCCAGGUGUGACAAGUUUAUCUUUAUAAACUUUGGUAUAUGUAUACUCAGAGGCCUUUGGCCUUCACCUUGAGGGGAGUAAUAAUACACCAUUGAAUGAAGUUUGCUGAAAAGACCCACUCAUCCAAAAUUUGGCAGAAAAAGUUGCAUUGCAGGGAUUUAUUUUGCAACAUUUUUAGAUUACGGGAAAAAAAAGUAUUUGGAGCUAUAUCCAGUAAUGAACAACUGUUUUUGACUUUAACUACAGUAGAACCUUGUUAACUCGAACUUGGAUAACUCAAACUCCCCGCUAACUCAGCUACACGUAAAAUUAAUUUCCUUUCCCUCGAUCAAAUUUUUACUGAAAUUUACCCCGAUAACUCAAAUUCCCCACUAACAUGAACUAUUUUUUGUUUUCCUUCAGAGAUUGAGUUACCGGGGUUCUACUGUAAUAGUAAUAUUAAUGUCAAAAAUAGUAACUAUUUUUGACAUUAAUAAGUGUUAAUUAUUAGAAUGCCCCUUCUGACAAGUUGUAUCCAUGGCAAAAUCAGUGAAACCCCCCUUUUUGGGACGAUGCAUAGCCCAUAAAUAUUAUUGUAACCUAACUGUAGCAAAUUUUGUUGAUAAUAAAAAUCAAUGUCAGGAUCGACUGUCUUGGCAGUUUCCUAACAGAUCAUAAAUUCACUAUUUUUUGUGGAAGAUGGCACUUAAUUUGUGGUGGUGGUUUUUUCUUUCAGGAGACAAUAAGUCACUUAAUUCANUGGAGCUAUAUCCAGUAAUGAACAACUGUUUUUGACUUUAACUACAGUAGAACCUUGUUAACUCGAACUUGGAUAACUCAAACUCCCCGCUAACUCAGCUACACGUAAAAUUAAUUUCCUUUCCCUCGAUCAAAUUUUUACUGAAAUUUACCCCGAUAACUCAAAUUCCCCACUAACAUGAACUAUUUUUUGUUUUCCUUCAGAGAUUGAGUUACCGGGGUUCUACUGUAAUAGUAAUAUUAAUGUCAAAAAUAGUAACUAUUUUUGACAUUAAUAAGUGUUAAUUAUUAGAAUGCCCCUUCUGACAAGUUGUAUCCAUGGCAAAAUCAGUGAAACCCCCCUUUUUGGGACGAUGCAUAGCCCAUAAAUAUUAUUGUAACCUAACUGUAGCAAAUUUUGUUGAUAAUAAAAAUCAAUGUCAGGAUCGACUGUCUUGGCAGUUUCCUAACAGAUCAUAAAUUCACUAUUUUUUGUGGAAGAUGGCACUUAAUUUGUGGUGGUGGUUUUUUCUUUCAGGAGACAAUAAGUCACUUAAUUCAACUGCAGACUGCAACAAAAAAACGUAUUGCUGAGAUCAAAGAAUGUGAGACAAGAAUUGAGAAGGCUUUUGGUUAUCUAACAAAGGUGUUAUGAAGUCUGUUUAGGAAAUUUAAAUUUGAAGUUAAUUGUUUUAACCUAGAUAAAUACAUGUAAUUCUCAGUUUGCUAUUCUCAAAAGUGCUGAUUAUUACUGGUUAUGAAAAUAACAUUGGUAAGUUAUUUUCUCCUUAAAUCCAAUUAUCACUCUUGCUCCUGGAAAUUAAAAAAAAUGCCUCUAGAAUCAAGCUGUUUUCUGGUCACUGUCUGGCCAAAACAAACUAAAACUGCCCGAAAUGCUCUUUAAACCAAGCACAAUGCUUCCUUCUAUUUCUAAUGUCUGACCAUGCCCAGGACAAAUUGUGGGGUCUAAUUAAAAAAUUCUCAUUUUUCCUUUGUUUGCUAGUCCUAACUCAUGAAUAAUCAGGGCCGUGAGGCAAAGAAAAUUAAGAAUCAACCAAGAUGAACAAACCCACACAUGCCAUGUGUGUUACAUGCUGUAGAGACAUUGAUGGAUUUAAUGUAAAGGAUUAAAGUAUCUGAAGCAGUGAAGGGGUACAGCUGUAUUUAGGUUGUGAAAUUGGGUGUACAUAUAAAAAUGGAGGUUGCUCAAGGAUGCCCAAGGUAAUCCCUGUGUCACAAAUACCCAAGGAUACAGCCACUGCUUUAAUGACUCCCACCCUGACCCUAAGGGAAAAACUUUUCACCAAUGUCUUUUAGUCAUCUUUCUCAAACCAUAACAGACUCUAUAUUCAUGCGGCUUUUUCUUUUUGCUGUUCUUUAGGUAUCAACCUUGUUGACACAGUGUAGUGCCCCUGUUGAGGACACUAAAGUCACUGUAGCUUUUAAGGAUCCCUGUGCUCCUGAGCAUGAGGCUACUGCUCCUUCUACUGCUGCACCCCAACAGUCUUUGGUACAUCCUGCACAGGAGCCAGCAGGUGAAACCCAAAAUGUUCUCCCCAUAGAGCCUCUGUUGAAGCUUCCUGAUGAGAUCAUAGGUAAGUAAUGAUAUGUAAGUUAUAGGUUUGUAACCUUUCAUACAGCAAUGCACUUACAGAUGUAUGACUUACCACAAAUUUAUCGACUAUAUACAGUGUAGCUUCUUCAAACCCAAUAGUCUUUUGUUUUGUUUUUUUACAACAAUACCCCACAAAGUGAAGCUGUCAAAGUGAAUAACAAAAUAGUUUUUUUCCUGCCUGAUACAUCUAAUCUGAUGCAGAUGCUUUUCAGCACUGAUGUGUACACGCAUCUGACUUGUAUCUGUGUUGUUUGCUUUACCUUGGCCUGCACUACUAGUCAACUGAAUGUACAUGUACAUGUAGGACAUUGUUCACUGGGUGACAGAAUUUAAUGUUCUUCUUGAGGAUUCAAAAACGUUUGCAUCAUGCUUUUAUGAAAGAGGGAAAUAACUAAGAAUACAUGUAUUUUGGUGUUGGGGAUGCUUGUGCAUUGUCAAUUUUGUCAAGAUAAAAAUACAAAAUGUUCUUGAACAACAUUGGACAGCAUUCAGCUGCUCCAGCUUUUAAUAGGCAUUCUACAAAAAUAUUAGAGAAAAUACAGCCAAUCAAACAUACAGUGAUAAUGAUUUAAAAUUCUAUCUGGCUGGAGGCAAACAAGUUAAAUAUUUUACAAAUGAAGGGAUUGAAUUUGGGACUGAGGAAACAAUUUCAACGUGGGAUGCCUUGAUUUAGAGAGUGCAAUCCACUAACUACUUGGCCAUGCUGUCUCCCUGACAGAAAGUGCGGGGAAGCGCACCUGAUCAAAUAUGAAAUUCUUCCCUUGAUUCACAAGGACCCGUAAGGCAAAUUGAGAGGAGAAUCUACAUGUAGCUUUUUAGCACCCUAGCUUUAUUCCAGGUGCACAAGGAUGACACCCAAGGCAGCAGGAGAAAAAAAUCACUGCUAUGACAUUUGGAAACAAUCUUGCCUUUUAAAAUGUGUAUUUGUUAUUCCAGCUUUAAUUGUCCUGCAUGUGCAAUCAUGCUAGCAGAGAUCAUCAGAUUCUUUGACAUUGAGAUUGGUGUUAUGUUUUUCUGUAUCUAGGAAAAGAUGUCUUUCCUGUGUCUGUGGUUGGCUCUUUGGCCAGAAAUGGGUCUUUCUGGAUGAUUAAAGUUGGGGAAAGUGAUUUGCACAUAGCACAACAAAUCCAUAGUGGCUUAAGGUAGGUGAAUGUUCUCCUUUACUGAGUAUGUUUUAUUUUUUGGUGAGCAUCAAAAAAACUUUUUCUACAUGUAUGUAAAAUUAUUGAGAAAUCUGUCAUCAGUGAAUCUUUUGUUUUCUGUCUCUCUAGACUCGAUCCUCGACUCGAUUCUUGUUUUUGAUUCUCGAUUCACGCAGGAAUUGAGAAUCGUGAAUCAAGUCAAGAAUAGAGACUCAAAAUAGACUAUCAACUUACUUUUGAAUGGUACUGAACUUUGAAAUCAGAAUUUAACUGAUUAUAAUACCCUAUUAUAUGCUUUGCUCAUACGUGUAGAACCUAUUAUCACAUGCAUGGUUACAGAGACACUGUUGAUGUCAGCGUGGGAGCAAUUUGUGCAGUCCUUAACAGAAAUAAUAAAGAGUUCUGUCGUGUGAGAAUAGAAAGUAUUGCAAGCUCUGGAAUGGUAAGAUCAAUAUUAUACACUCUUGGGGUGAUCAUACUAACCCUUAAACCCCAAUAUCAACCUGUAAAUUCUCUUAACUGGCCCAGUCAGUGAUUUUGUUACCUCUGCGUCCUGCUUCCCUGACGCAUAAAAAUCCCCAUAAGAUGCAAAAUAAUUUAUGGCGUGCAUCCUGUAGGAUGCAGAGAACGAUCAAUCAAUAGUCCAGUUUCAAGUUCGCUAUGACCGCUGAAUUAAAGAAGUUAAGAUGCACAUCACAAUUACAGACAAGUCCUACUAUUAUACAUCUUGCUUACUAUCCAUCUUCUCUUUGGCUAAAAGCCUAUAUUGUUAAUUUUGGAAAUCAUGGCAACCUAUCUGUAGGUUAUGCUCAGAAUGCUUGAUUUCCAAGAGCAAUGUCAAACUGAAUUCCAUGCAACAGUGUGCUGAUCUUUAUUUUCUUCAAGACAAUAUGAUUAAAACAUUAUUAUUAGAUUCGGUUUUUCAGUAUCAGGAAUAAUCAAGAUCUUAGUACAUGUAAGUGUUAUCAGUCUCAGCCGUAGGCUCGGCUGAUAACCUUGAUUAUUCCUGGUAUCACAAAAACCUUAUCUAAUGCUGAUAUUGUUUAUAAACCGACAGCAGUGGAAUCCAGCAGUGGAAUUGCUAAAAUUGCAGACACUGUAUUGUGUGCUUUUCAGGUGAAAGUACGCUUUUUAGACUUGGGAUUUGUUGAAAAUUUUCAACCUUCAAGUUUAUGUAAACUGCCUCCAGAAUUUUUGGAUAUUCCAUUUCAGGUAGGUUCUACCAGGUAUGGGCAGAAACUUUAAACAGUACAUUACUUCUAUUGUUUGUUCAAGUUUCUGUCUUGCCUGGCCUCGAGAAAGCACCAUCUUUUCAAUGUAGUGGUCCAUGUAGUUGCAGUUGACCUCAGAUUGAGAAAGCAGGCAAUAUUUCAUGUCACUGCCACUAGUUUUCCCACGAAAUGACGUCUGAGAAGGACUGUAGAAGUUCCAUUCUGAUGACAUUUCACUACCCAGAUCUGGCUAGUGUGUGUGAUUAGUUGUGGUGCAAGGAAAAUUGCUUCAACCAAUCAGAAGUACUACCCAGUUGUGACACAUCUAAUCAUCAGAGUAUGGAAUUUCUCCAGUUGUCGCGAGGACGUCAUUUUGCUAAGAAAGCAGUGGUGGUGUCAUGAAAAUGUCAACUGUUUUCUCAGGCUACACUGGCCUGGUGAUGGUCCAGGUUCAGGCCCUCAGCACAUGAUACUGGUAACCAGCAGGCUGGUCUGGUUGUCACAGUGAGCUAUGUAUUCUGUUCAUAUGGAAAAAUCACAGUUACAAACCUCCAAAAAAGAUGCAAAACAUGAAACUGUAGAGGGAGAGCAGGAGAGGUUGAGAGAGAAGGAAAUGCUUAAUAUUGUCAUUAUAUUUUGCAGUCAUUGUAGUGUUGUCACCAUGAAUAUUAUGUACAUGUGUAAUACUGUCAGUUCUUGGUGCAGCACCUCCUUAUCUGUGUUGAAAUUAAGGCCUUGUAGUGGCCAUUCUUGGUAUAUAAUCCAGUGAGCAAUGGAUUAUUUGAUAGCAUAACUAUUUAUUGUAGCAGUAGUUGUAAACAUAAUAGUUUAUUCAAAGGACUUACGAGUACAGUACAUUUACAUCAGCUGCAUGUCUGGCCAAGGUAUUAUUUUGGCCAGCUAAGCCAAAGUUUAGAUUAACUUUGUUGGCCUUGGGUCAAUAUUGUAGUUGCUCAUUGUCCGAAGAUUAUUAUACAAUGUAUGCAUCAUGGUUAUUUGCAGCUCUGUGAAGAUGUAAAGAACUACUUUUUAACAUUCAUUGCAGGCUCUAGAAUGCUGUUUGCUUCCAACUCUUGAUUCACAGCUUCCUUAUAAGGUGAUGUUGUACAAUUGACUGCACUUCUCAUUAACACAUGAACUCUGAACUUUAAAAGUCAGCUUACAAUUCCUUUUUCUACCGUCAAUCAUAAUUAUGCUCGCUAGAAACGAACCCUGAAACACUGAAAAUGACAAAACAGGUUGAAAUCCAGCAAUCAGAAACCACAAAUCAUGACCUUUUGAACUUGUUGAAGUAAACUUCUGUUGAGGUCUGCUAAUAAGAUGAUUGAAAACAGCAUACAUGUAGAACACAAGCGUUUGUUAACUUUUGAACCUCGGAGUUCAUGUGUAUUUGAAAAAACGCAGUAACUGCCAUACAUAACUACAGAAAAUACCAUUAGGUUUUAUAAAGCAGUACAUUUUACAUGUGUGUGUUGCUGUAAGUAACUGUGAUUUUUGGGCUGAAGAAGGUUUUCUGUCAUUGUCACUGAUGUUACAUGUAAGAGCUUACGCUUGUCAAAUCUUUGUCCAUUUUUUAGGCAAAGUGGUGUUUUAAAGAUUUAACCUUUAACAAAUUCUUAAUGGCAGCACUUGAAGACCAGGUAUUUUUUGUUGAUGUAACUUCAUUUAAUAGUAUUACCAGUGUGACUAAUUUUUGAAACUCCUUUUUGACAACUAUAAUUAUCGCUAUUAGUUAACUUAUGCAAAAGGACAGCGGAGGAAAGAGGAAGACAAACUUUGUGUGACAAGCUGGUCAAUAAAAUUAUGUUUGAAAAAUUUUCCAUGAAACUUUACCUUCCUUUAAACAGAACUCUUUGUAAUAGACCAGAAUUAAGAGUAUUGUCAAGUGAUGAUCAGGACAAAACUCUGAAGUAAUAGCCAUGUCAUGUUUGUAACACACAAAUGUUUUUCCUUUCUCUCUUUCGGCUGUCCUGUCACGUAAGUGGUAUUGUAUAUCAUGGUUUUGUCAAGUUUCUAUUCCAGUGAAUUUCCCAUUGGUCAUUGUUUUAAUUUUGCUCUCUCUAAUUGCAAGCUGUAAACAUUUUACUGACAGCUAAAUCUACUGGUACCAUGAAAGGCACCUAUUCGGUGGCAGUGGUAGUUAGGAUUAACUGCAAUAAUAUUUUUUAUUUGGUUGUUACAAGAAUUUGAAAUAGCUGGACAUGGAUAAACUUUUUUCGUGAGAUAACAUUCACUCGCACUGAUAUUAGCAGUCAGCUUCUUUAGAAUCUCAUUACAUGAUCAGAUCUUCUUUAAGGGUCUACGUUGGGUUUUAGGCCAAUUUGUCAUUUGCGUAAAAACUUGCUGGAUUUAUCAUUUUAACCCAAGAAAACAGCCAAUAUUUCAGGAUGCCACUACUGGUUUCCCCACAAAGUGAUGUCUGAGGAAUACACUGUAAGUGCAGAAAUUCCAUACUGAUGACGUGUCACUACCCAGGUCUGGGUAGUGAUUCUGACUGAUCGUACUGCAAGGGAAAUUUGUUUCAAGCAAUCAGAAAUACUAUACCAUGAUCUGGGUAGUUACAUGUUAUCGGUGUGGAAUUUCUGUGCUUGUCCCUCAAAUGUCAUUUUGUUUUCUAUUGACAGAUGGUACCCGUUUCUCAUAUCUAGUUAAGAAAUUUGCAUCCCUUUUAACUGCUGUAAAUGUGCUGUCUUUUAAACAGGAAUCAAUCGCAAAAAUAGAAUGUUUUCUCGUCUUGUUAGAGCCAUAUUGAUAAAAUUCAUCUGUUAGCCCCAUUUGGCCUUUUUACAGACCCAAAUGACAGAUUUCCCUACCCUUUCAUACCAGAAGGCCGAAAAAGGUACCCCUUUCAGGGUAAGCCUCCCCAUAUAGGUCAUCAUAGAGCCCCCCCCCCCCGAAUGUCGAGAAUGUUUUCUCAGCUUAAAUGGAUCUCAACAUGAGACCUUCAGUUUACUCAAAUAUUAUCCCAAGCUCUUUUGAAUGAUUUCUGGUUUGUAUCAACGAGUGAUUGAUAACAGUAAAUUAGUAAAGCUUGGAGCUCAAACAUGUGAAAAUAACUGUAUUUGUAUUUUCAUAGGUGACUGAUAGUAAAGGCCAUACUGUGAACCAUGUAACACUUGCGUCAUGUGGUGAAGCGCCAGUUUGCAUCAACACCAAAGUAACACAGUUAGGUUGGUUGAGCUUUAGUGUUUUUUUUUUUGUAUUAAUCCUUUUCAAUUGGGACCUUUAGAUUCGGGGACGAGAACGACUGUGACUAUUUGACUUAAUUUUUUUUCAUGUAUUCUCAAAAAAUAGACACCUGGAAAGCUUCAUUGUACUUUUUUUCACCAGAAAAGUUAGCACUGGUAUAUUCAUUGAAGAAGGUUAAGCCCUCUCCUGAUUGCAAAAUAAUAAAACUUCUAACUAUUGAUAACUUGUUUCCGACACUAUAACAUUCAUGCUAAAAUUCAUAGUAGAAUUGCGACCAGACGGCUAUCAUGUUUUCCCGUCAAAAUGACACUGGUUCACCCGCAAGCACUACUUAGUAUUGAGAAAAUGUUGUACUCAUAGUUGUCCUCAUCUUAGAAACGAAAGGUCUCCAAUUUGCCUCGACACAAGGUAUCAAAAGAAGUUGUACCAACAGUAUUCUCUUGUGUUCUAGCAUGUUAAUGAGUUGCUGUAUAACAUAAAUAAAUGUAAUUAUGAUUAUUACUAUACAUAACAUGUAGCAGCGUGCAAAGAAAGUAAUGUCCAAUAGCCUGGGGCUAGUGGAUUUUGCUAUUGGGCUAGUGAAUUCUGUUUUUAACUUGCCCAACGGGCAAGUGAUUUUUUUUAGCAAUUUGAAUAACAGAAGAACUGUUAAAAUCAAUUCUGCUCAUCAAAAAGCUUUUGGGGCUAGUUGAAAUGAUGUCUGGGCUAGUAAGUUCUAGCUUCAGUUUGCCCGAAUGACAAGCUGUAAAAAUGAUUUUCUUUGCACCCUGUAUAGACGUUGUGCAUAAUAUUGUGAAAAUUGUAUUACAUGAAAAUUACAUGCAUAUUAAAGUAAUCUUUGUUGAGAGUUGGAGCAUAUGAGAAAAGCACUUUCAGUUCUGAAGAGUGGAGCCUUACAAAAUAAAAUGAAAAAACCAAUAGCUGGGACCUUUAUGGCCUACAAUUAAUAUAUUGUAAUUUUAUGCCCACCUCACAUUGGAACUCACUUUUUGACAACUAUAACAAAUACAUGUUAAAUACAUGGAUCCUGCUGCUUGCUGCUUACUUAUUUUGCCCAGGAAACCAGGAAGGGGAAGAGAAAGUAUGAGUCAGUAAGACCAAUGUUUUCAUCAUCAUUGAUCAGUUAAGAAAGAUAAUUAGUUUAGGCUAAGAGAUGAAUUCAAGAAGGUAGGGAGGUAUCAAAACAAUUUCAGUUUGUCGCAAGUAUGUGACAAUGAUUUCAAAAGUUUACGUCUUAAAAGAGAUCCAACCCUUAAUCGCCUAUUCACCAGAAGAAUUAUUUUGUUGUCCAAAGCAAGCUUCCCUCUCUGAACCAGUGCACUUUCAGUGGUUUCAGAGAUUUAUGUUGAAGACUGGACGAGAGUCAAUAGUUAGCAUACAACAUGGAACGAGGUUGAGGGGUGGAUGGAAAUCACAGUAUUAUAACUUGUUAUGAGGCUUUGAUUUUUACCUUUAUUCUUGUUCUUGACUUUGUUUUAGUGGAGGAGCAGAAACUUGCUUCAGAGGUGAGAAUGUGUCAUCUUGGGUUUUGAAAAAAAAUAAUGAUAAAUACACCUUAUUCGAUGGUUUAGCAUAUAAUACGUGCGGAUAUUUUGCGAGUUGCGUAAAUACGAGCUAUGAGCAAAAUGUCCGCUCGUAUUAUAUGCUAAACCAUCGAAUAAGAGGUUUAUUAUUCCACUACAAAAAAAAAAUUAUCUGGCAAUUGGCUUCUAUUUUUUGGUAAGAGUAUUCAGAGACAUCCUGAUUCUGUCUGUGAGAAUGGCGUUAACAAUUAGCAAAAUGUUCGCGCUUAUUAUAUGCUAAACCAUUGAAUGAGAGGUUAAUUAUUUUACUGCAAAAGAAAAAUGGUAUUUUGGCUUCUAUUUUCUAAUGAGAGUAUCCAAAACAUCCUUAUUCUGUCAGCCACAGUUGCUACUUUUGCAUCCGCCGGUAUUCGCCCUGUUGUAAACCGGUUAAACCAGGACACUACGGUGUAUUACGGCCUCGUAUUUUGCUUGUUCUCUUGACCUUAUAUGGUAAAAUGACAUAAUAGUGGAAUAAUAAUACGAGGAAAUAACAUGCAAAUGGUAUUUGUAAAAGAGUCAUUUAAUUUUUGUUAUAUUAAACAGUUAAACUCUUUCUUUGUACCUCAGGGCCGGGUUGUUCGAAGCUGGGUUAACCCUUCAAGCCCCAAUAUCAACAUAAAAAUUCUCCAAACUGAUCUCUAUACAUUUCCUUAAUGAAUGAGUUGAGAGAAUUUUAUAAAAGAUCAAAGUAUUUUCUCUUAGGUGAUCUUUUGAUUAAUUCUCAUAACCUCAUCUCAUGACAAUGUAUGGAUAUCGGUAGGAGAAAAUUGAUGUUGGUCACUACUGGGACCUAAAGGGUUAAGAUAACCCAGGGUUAGUGCGAAAUUUGAACUCAGAUACGAGAGCUUAAAAAGCAAAUCCAGUUUAGUUUUCUUUGCCUACAACUUGAUGACUGGAUACUCUAAAAUGAAUAGAGAAAAUUUUCCGAGAGAGUGCUAUUGAUAAAAAGAAAAAGGAAACCUGGGUUAACAUUUAACCCCGGGUUAGCGCUAACCGGCCUUCGAACAACUGGGCCCAGAUGUUAAAUGUAUAAUUUAUUUGAUUCUUGGUUAUUCUUCUUUUACGUAAAAUGUUUUUCUAGGAUCGCCCCAUUCAACCUAAGGCGGAGGAAGCGGAGAAUGAUCCAGCUGUAGUUGAAGAAAUCAGUAACAAAACUCCUUCACAGACGGAUGUCCCAUCAAGUUUAAUUCCAGAUGCUUGCAAGAAUGUCGACAAUAGAGAGAAAACAGAAGACCAGCUGUUCGAGGAAGGUGACAAGAUCAGUGUUGGUGAUGCCGAAGUUCCGGCAUUAUCUGACCCCGUUAGUGACAAUGCUGUCAAUCAGAAUGCAAUUGACGACCCGCCAUCAUUACGAGCAGAAGCAGCUGCGUUUGUUCCAGCCUCAUCUUCAUCUGACAACAACACACCAAGUAAAGCCCCUUUGGAUAUUUCUUCGGAGAGAUGCAACAUUCCUGGAAUUUUACAUCUACCGCUGAUGGCUAACAAAAUUCUCACUGCAAAACCUGUUGAAGAGAACAGCGAUACCGUGACUUUGUCUGAGGUCAAUGUACCUGAGGGCUGCGUUGACUUUGCCAUGUAUAACCACAUCAUAUCUCAGUGUUCCUUGAGUUUUCUUCCAAAAGAAGCCUUGCCAAAGGCACGGUUCUUUAUGGUCAGAUGUAACAUGAAAAGGGUUAUAGAGGCGAUGAAGUGUGGACUCUGGUGUUCUCUACCAGAAAGUGGUAAAAAGCUUAACCGUGCGUUUAACGAGCAGGCGAACAAGGGUGGGAACCCUGUGUACCUCUUGUUUUCAGGACUUAAAAGUACAAAUUUCUGCGGCAUGGCGAAAAUGGAAUCUGCCAUUGAUCCCAACAUUAAUUGUCCUACGUCAAUCAAGCCAUAUCAUCUAUCUAAUUCUUUGAUUGGCUGUUGUGUCGUCAGGUGGUUCUUUGCACAAGAUCUUUUCUUUGGAGAUGUUCUUACUCCUGAAUGUGGAUUCCACAAGAGAUUUCUAGCAAACUGUGGUGAUGGAACCGAAAUCCCAAACAAAUUAGGACAGCUUGUUGUUCGGAGUUAUGAGUCCUGUAACUAUUUCCGUUCAAUUUUAAAACCUGCCUUGCAGUCAUACCAGUUGUACUUGACUGAACAAGUAGGGAUUCCCGGUACAGUCAAGCCUUUGAUAAGUGCUCAGCUACAAGAGCGAGAUGAGGGGUUGCAGUUGCCACAGGAAGAGGACUGGGACCAAGAGGUAUUUUCUUUGGGAAUUCGAAUUCUGAAAUUUUUAAUGGUUUCUUGAACUUGUCACGUUCCAUGUCUCCCACUCACAGGUCAUGGAUUUGUAGGUUCCUUAAGGAUUUGUAGGGCAAUUGUAUCGUGCUUGUACUCAUAGAGAAAAACUGUUUUGAUUUUGGGGACUUGUGGAGUGUGACCCGUAAUGUGCAACAUAGGGAAAAUUUUGGAACCCAAAGUCAAAAGAGUUGGAGAAAGUGAAUUGAGAUAAUUGAGCACAAAAAUGAUAAUUUUUAACUCAUUUGCUGCUAAACAACGAUAACAAUUUUGGCGCGCAAAUGACCGAACGGCCGUCGCGUUUUCUUGCGGGCAAACAAAACAUUUGAAGGCAUUUGUUUAGCUCUUAGUGGGAAAUUUCUUCAAAAAUAGUUGUGAAUUCUUUUUGUAUUUGACCAUUUUGUAAAAAAACUAUUAACAUGUAAUUUAGUUUUAAGCUUAUUUAUGAACAUGUCAGAAAAACCAAGUAGCGCAAGACUUAAUCUGCAUUUGUAAACAAAAAACCUUUUCGCCGGUUUCAUCGAUAAAUUCAAGUCAAACAGACAAAGCUUUACCUGUUAAAACUUCCAAACCAAAUUUUGUCACCUUGUUUGUGUAUUUCGGGAACAGCUUGUUUGAUUAUUUGAAAAACAUGUAUUGUUUGUUACGGCAGGAAUCCGGGAAGACAUUUUACUCGUAACUUACACGAAUUUGGCGUCGCUCGCUCGGAAGAGCUGGGGGUGCAUCAGUGAAUAGCACUGGAUAUCCCGAGUUUGAGUUGCUAAUCAGAGCGCGCCAAAAACUAUCCACAGUUUUAGUAUAUACUCUUUAUUAUCAUUAUCAUCAUCAUCAUCAUCAUCAUCUGUCUGCACCAGAAGAAUGUGUUUGAUAAAAUGACAUGUAGAAGACACACACUGAUCUCUUGUCCACAUCAGCUCGAGGCUGAAGUUUCCCUGAUUAUAUGCACUACUAACCAGAGGGUUUUUUGUUGUUGUUUUCAUGGUAGAUCGAGGACUCUAAGGCAGCAAAAUCUUUAGAAAAUGAACCAUUGGAUGAAAUCCCUAGUGAAAAGAAGGAAGUGGUCAAAGGUGUUGCUGUGUCAGAGACAGCUGUGUCUGAUUAUUCCACUGAAGGGCUUAAUUCUCUUGGUGCGGAAAGCUUCAACAAUGAAGACUGCACAGCAGUCAGUUCUGUAAAAUAUGACAACGAAGUGAGCAGUGUGAAGCAAGAUGAUGUUGCGCCUCAAGAAAGUGUAUCUUCUGUCUGUUCAUCCAUAGAAAAGACAAUUGCUGACAUUUCAGAAACUCAAAGCUCGUCCGAGCCUGCUGCAUCAGCCUCUGCGGAAACUGAAUUUGGAAGAUCAGCACCUGACACUGUCACAGACAAUGAGAGUGACUGGGAGAGCUGUAGUCCUCUCAAGACGAGUGGUAGAAGAGCCCUGUCGGAAACCACAGAAUGUGAAUAUGUAGAAUGUGAUAGUGCUGUGGACGAACCUAAUAAUACUCCACCAGAUACUCAUGGAACGCAAACACACGAAGAAAACUUACAAUGUGGUGAAGCGUUUGAUGUACCCAAAACUGAAUCUGAGAGUGUUGUUUAUGAUUCGGAUGUUUUUCCUCACCAAGACUUGGCAAAUGAGCCGACAGAUAAGCAAACAACGUUUGAAGAGAGGAUAUCAGGUAAAGGUACAUCACAAGAAGAUUUAGGGCAGCUCAAUGGAUUCAAAAACACUGUAGAAUUGCAAACUCCACAAGGAGACCCUGGUGAUCUUGCAGUGAGCAAUUCAUUAGAAGUAGUGACUGAUGAAAAUAAUCCUGAAUGUGAAGAAGAACCUUCAGAUUCUCAACCCAGUCUCUUGAUUAGCGAUGAUGAGAGCAAAGUGACGGACACCGUUACAGGUAUUUACAAACAGGGAAAUUAAAGCAGCAACGUUUUUGAGCGACGCAUGUCAAGGGGAAGUGAGCCUUUUUUCUCCGGAAGUGAGCCUUUUUGCCUUGACCCCCUAUUUGUAUGGUUAAGUGUCUUUACUCUUACAGAGACCAUUUGCCCAAGCAUUUGUUCAAAAUCACGGCUGAAGAGGUCAGAAAGUCCACUUCCGGUUGACGUCCGUCGUUCAUUAACGUGGCUGCCUCUAAACUCCCUAAUUUAGUAAUGACCGACUAAAGUGAUGUGUGCUAAAUGAUCGUUUAGAUGUGAUUAUUCAAAAAACAUCUUCUGUAUUUUGUUUAAAAAUGUACAAAGUGCAAUUUUGAACAAAAGACAAAUUUCUUGAAAAAAGAGGCAAUUCCGGUCGCAGUUAUCUUCGCAAAAAAUUUCUGUAGGGUUGACUUAUGGCGUUGCCUUUCUCAAAUUAGCCAAGUUUCGCGUGAAGUUAGUCGAUGUACUUGACAAACAUUGUUAGUGAGCUUGUGGUCUCUCAAGGUUGGGGGCCCGAGGUUUGCCUUCUUGUUAUAUUGACCUGUACGCUGAUUUCUCUACAUAUUCAUAUUCUAAGGAGAAGAAUAAACAAGGGGUUCCAUAGUAAUCCACCGUGAUGCCCCUACCCUUUGGCAAACCUCGGUGUCCCAAACUCUGCACACUGAACCUACAAUGGCAAAUUUCUUUUCCUUCACAAUCUCUGGAUUUUAUAUUUUAAAGCACUAAUUUGAAUUAAUUAUUAUUCUGUGUGAGUUUAAAUAAAAAUUGACUCGACUUGACUUGACGCGCUCGAAUUUUGAAUCUCAGAAGCCUUCGCUUCUUGCGAUUUCUAACUGCUCUGAGGCUAUUUGACCAGUGGAGAAAGGAACUAAAAUUGUGCUUAACGCAUGUGCGGAACAAGCGUUUUUCUUAAACUCAGAAUAGGAAAGGUUUUGCUAAAGGAUGAUUUUAACCGAGUGAGGCAACAAUAUUGUUUUUCAUAAUUAAGAACUUUUUCUACUUUUAAACAUGAAAUGAGAAUUUAAAGUCAUUCAAUUCAUGUAAUGUGGAUUACUGUGAAAAGGAUAAAAUACAUUUCCCUCUAUAAUGUACUUAUACACACUUUCAGAUGAAAAUGAAGUGCAAGAGUCGGACAGUGAAUGUGGAGAUCAACAGGGAACUCGGGCUUCUUCACAGGCAAAUGGUGUAACCAGCCAGCCCGCCAAACCGGACCCAGCAUUCCAUGGGAGCUCAGAGGACUUGCUCUGUGAAUACGAGGAUUUGCCUGUGGAGAUAGGUAAGAAAGGGAAUGGGCUAGGGGUGAACUGAGUUCCUGUUCUUGGUUGUUUAAGAUCACGAUACGUGCACGUCUAUAAUAUGUUUCAUUCAAACGCGACAAAAAUUCAGAGUAAGCGGCACUCCACAACCUGGUAGUUGGUAAAUGCAGGGACUAAUUUAUCGUCCCGGCGGUGUUUUCUAAAAGCACUAUUUCUUUCAGUUUUUCAGUAUAUUGCAGUAUGAAAUUUAGGAUUUGGCUUUCAUUUUAAAUUGGAUUUGGGUAGUCCUGGGAAACAAAGGGGUGAAAGUAACAGAUAUUAGUAAAAUCCAGCUAGUGGUCUAUUAUCAAUGCUGCGUUCUGAUUGGUUGAGCUACUACUAGGCUAUAUGUUAUAGCUCACUAGCAGCGAAAAGCGCCGGCUUUUUGGCGGCAAAAAAGGAUUAAAGUCUAGCAACACACCGCUCUUACAGCAACAAUAUCUGGAUCAAUUUAGGUAUCUGGGAAACUGCCCACCUACCCCUCCCCUAAGUCAACAUUAACACUUUCUUCUCACUUAGGGUAAAAGGUUGGAUUAGGAGAGGGGUGUUGAGGCCUCAAAUGUAAUAAAUGACCCUAAAUGUAAUAAAGGUCCUAAGUGUAAUAACUUUUAGCCCUAAAUGUAAUAAAGGGUCUAAUAACAUUGUAUGUGCAAUAGGUUUUAGCACUAAAUGUAAUGGAAGUCUUAACAGUAUACUGCAUGUAUGUAGUAUAACAACCCCAAACUCGAUAAAGUCCCUGACUGAAACAUGCGACGGUCUGAUGCGAUAUUAAUUUUAUAAAACUGUGAAAGGUUUGAACCCAGGAGUCAUUUCAAAAGUAGGUUGAGUUUGAUCGUCCGGGAGAACGUUGUCCUGAAUAGGACUGUUGUUGUUGACAUUGACUGAUGUUUCGACAACCUGUGCGGUAGUCAUCUUCAGAGUCAAAGUUAGUUGUAUCACGUCAGUUGAUGGUAUCAUACUCUGGUUAUUGAUUUGAUUGGUCAAUUACGGUACGUCGUGAUGUUAUUGGUCGUCUGUCAAGUAAGCCGUGAUGUUAUUGGCUAUGAAGACUCGUAAUCAGUAAUUGGUGCGUUUCGAUCCGUCUGUUGUCGGAUUAUUAAUUUUAUAGCCAGCUGGCGAUUCACUUUCUUCGCCCUAUUGUAGUCUUCAUAGACAUUCAUAAACUUAGAAAGCGGCUAGAGCGCCUAAGAAGUAAGAGAAACACUUAAAAAUUAACUACGUCUCGAUCAUGUUUCCUACUACAACCCUACAUCGUAAAACCCGAGUUAUAAACAAAUGGAAUCUACACAAAAGUUUUCAAAAUACAGUAGUAAUUUAGUAAUUGAAGGAAGUAUUAAUGUUCAUUAGAAACAAUCGUAGUAAAUUAACUACUUUUGCCUAUGGGGUUUUUUAAUGUUGCGCCAAAAAAAGAAAUGGUUUAUUUAUUUAUUUUUUUUUAUCAUUUUCCAAAAGAGUAUGUUGGUCGGUCCAUACAGAAUGCUGUGAACACGAAGUUAGAUAUAAACAGCAAGAUAUUAAUGGCAGUAUAUCUUGAUAGUUUUUCUGACUUCCAGAUUUUGAUUUUAAUCUCUACCAGGAGUACUUCUUGAAGUGAAUUUUUAUGCUAAGUUUUUUUUCCAGGAUUUCAACACAUGAAUAAUAAUAAGUUGUUACUCAAAUGGCUAUAUAGGGGAUCUGCCUGGGGUAUUUAGUGUUUGAUAUUCCCUAGACACAUCUUGUGCUCACUAGCUUAAGCUGUAGUAAGGCUAAAUGCAAACACUAUGGAAUCUUCUUAUGACCCUAAGCAUAUAAAGAGCUGAAACAAAUACACUUAGGACCUUAAUUACAUUUAGGGCCAAAAGUUAUUACAAUUAGGACCUUUAUUACAUUUAGGGUCAUUUAUUACAUUUGAGGCCUCGACACCCCUCUCCUAAUCCAACAUUUUACCCUAAGUGAGAAGAAAGUGUUAAUGUUGACUUAGGGGAAGGGUAGGUGGGCAGUUUCCCAGAAACCCAAAUUGAUCGCAGUGUCUAUCAAAACAGAGAACUAUGACAUUACUGACUUUUUCCGCUCUCACAUUUGUAGGAAAGGAACAGUACAUUUAUGCUCUAGAGAGCCUCUCAAGCAAUGGCACUUUUUGGGCUCGUGUUCAUAAGCCAGGUGAAGACGAUCAGCGUUUCAUAGAUGCCAUGGCACGAAUGGGGUUAGUAGGAUUUUGUGCCUUGCAUUUUUCAAAUCCAUGCUUGAUUUACAAAGCAAAGGCAGUGCCUUCCUCCUCAGUUUUUUCAACCCUUAUAUUGGUAUUUGCCACAGAUUUAAACCGGAAUCCCUCCCUCUGCAGACUAGGGCCCGUUUGUUUUUAACAGGAAUAAGAUAACCCAAGAUAACCACUAAAUUUGACGUCAAAUCAGAGCACUUUGAAGACAAAUUUCUCUUGAUUAUUUUUUGCCUACAAUUUGAGGUUGGGCUGACGCUCUCAAAACGCAAGAUAAAAUGAGCAGGAGAAACGCCGUUGAACAAAAUAAACAGGAAACCGAAAUGAAGAUUCAACCCUUAGCGAUAAUCGGCUUUCCGACAACUUUCCUGCUGCGCUAACGCUGCUGUGGUUAAAUGUUAAUAGUUGGUUCUAAUAUGUACCACACAUGAAGGACAACAGCGCUCGAUGGGCGAGUUGUUGACUACCUCGGAAGUGGAUAGAUUUUUAUUUACCUUCUAGUUGAUAAGGAAAACGCACAUUCCAAGUGGAUGUUGAUUCUCUUUGCAGGGCUCACAUCGAGGCUAAUAACAAACCUCUUGAAAGUAUUUUUAUGUACAAACAUUGUGCCGUAAGGGGAUUGGAUAAUUAUUGGUACCGUGCUCUUGUUGAGGAAACUUCAAGUAAAGGAAAGGUGAGACUACCAAAGGCUUUGGUGCACACUUACGGCUUAUGAAAUGUUACAUAAGUUCAAUGUUACAAUUAUAAAGCUAUCGUGAUGUGAAAGAAACAACCCGUGAAACUGGUGAUUACAUUGAAAUUUUGUAAUAAGUCCUAAAUGUAGUCGAGUCUGCAAGAAAAGACUAAGAUAAGACUGGAAGGAAAGACGAAGAAAACCGUUCAAAACUGCCUGCAACCUCAAGUCACUCAUCAGGCUUAGAGUAAGCUCAGAGUUUGAGGAAGUCAAGGAUCCUUUAAUGAAGCGAUAGUAAAAGGUUACUGAAUCGGAAAAUGACAAAUUUUUGGACUUAUUAUAGUUAUCAAGACCAAGAAAAGUUAACUUAUCCAUUUUUCCACAUCACAGUUAAACGAUAGUCUACGAUUUUCCUCUCAUUCCGUGCUUAAAAUUAAGUCAGGAGUUAUACGGUCAAUGAAUACUAAUACAUAGAUUUAGCCAGAGCUAAAAGCGAGACUCUGGUUUAUGCAUGUUAAAUUUAGUUGAGACUAUGGACUUUAAACCAUUGCAAAGAAAUCCGCGAAUCUAAACUUAACUUUUAAUAGCGGAGAACCAUAUGACUGAAAAACAUAAACUUGAGCCAGCGAUCACUAAAAAUCUUAUAACUGGUCAGCGGAAAACACGUGAUCUUGAUGAGUUAGCACCUGAGCGGGCGAUAUAGUCAUGAGUCUAUGGUCAGCGGAUACCCUGUUUUGACAGCUGUCAGUUGGCCAUAUAUGGAUGCCUAUUAUCAAGUUAAAUGUAGGUUACAGGCUCCAUACUAACUAGAAAGUUUAACGUUUCACAUUGGUUGCCCUGUGAUGCGGACUCGUGAUUACCAAAAUUUCUCGGAUGGACAGAUUACCAAAUUUUCUGAGAUAUGGGGCACCGCUUGCGCGUGCUUCGUGCGCUCAUGGAGUUCCGCUAUAAUUGGCUACUUUUCACUGAUAUUAGGUUGGUAUCAGACUGCUUGACUUAGGAGAUUACUGGGAAGUCGAUCAAAAGGAGUUGCGAGUGCUUGAUGAUGAGUUCUAUGUCGCUCCUCCUGCACAGGUUAGUCUAGACAGUCACGAAAUUGCUUUUUGAGUGGUAAAGAACGUACCGGUAAAGUCUUAUCUCACUUAAGUGAGGUGGAAUACAUUGCCGUGUAAGUUUUGUGACAGUGAAGAAGCACAGCCACUGCUAAGAUCUCAUGUCAUAACCGUGGAGUAUAUUACCGUGAGAGUAGUUUAGGACGCACUGGUAAGGUCUCAUUUCAUAAGCAUGAGUAGGAGUACAUUACCAAGUGAGUUGUAUAGGGCACACCAGUAGGGUCCCAUCUUAUUAGCGUGAUAUAGAAUAUAUUACUGUAUGAGUAGUAGAGGGCGCUUUGCUAAGGUCCCAUCUCAUAAGCAUGAAGUUAACACAUUACUGUGUGAGUAGUAUGGACACACUGCGAAGGUCCCAUUUCAUAAGAGUGAAGUGGAAUACAUAAGGGUGCACUGGUUAUGUCCCAUCUCAUUAGAGGGAAGUGGAUUACAUUAAGACGGCCUCGAUCGCGUGAAACAAAUACUUGCCAUUUCGUCGGUCUGUUAAUGAGAGCGCAAGUUGAAAGCACUUAAAAGAGUGUUUUAUUACUGCACCACCACCGCCUGCGCAUUGUGUGCUACAGACCUGUUUUUGCACUUCAUUGAAAAUGUCUUAGGUAAAGGUCUGAAUAUUUUUUGUUUCUUCAUUACUUUUUACAAUACAGGCUUUUGAGUGCUCCGUCUGUUAUGAAAAUCCAAAUAACAAAAAGGUAGGAAAGUCUCUACAAUAUUAAGUCGCGUCUUUAACCACGAUUAUCCUAAUGACAAGCUCCCAGUUGACUUGCCAGCUCAGUUGGUUGGUUAGAGCGCUGCACUUGUAUCGCAGAGGUCAGGGUUCGAGUCCUGGCAAGACUGAAUUUUUUUUAGGCUUUCUUUUGGUAACUGCGUAAGUUGCCCCUUUAAACUGCGAUGAACUUCUUUGCAUUUAUUUCUUCAUUCCGCAGUUCCAAUAAAUGAAAUUCGUAAUUUUAACCUAAUAAGCUAUAUUUUCAAAGGAAGAAAUGGUUUCCCUUUAUCCACUUUUACUGUACAAUAAACGAGCGGCUUCUAGGGGAUAUAAACCUCAAUUUCACAUGGAACGCUCUUGGCUAUAGCGAUGCGUCGUCAUGUGUUUGAUGGUGGUAAGGGAGAUUACAUCACCUCUACAUUGACUCAAUAUGAUACAGACCUUCACUGUCAGAAAUAUAAACUGUUCGUUGUUGGGAUGACUUCGCUCAGAAAAUUCCAUAACCUGUCAGUUGCUUUGUUCUAUUCAAGAGUCAGUGAGUCAUUCCGCCGGCAAACCUGUUGUUUGGAGUGCUGAAUGGGACUAAUUUGGCAAAAGAAAGCUAUAAAUUUACUGUUAAUGGUGAAAAUAAGUAAAAACUAGAUAGAGCUCAAUACCAUACAGGCUCAAUUAGCGUUGAUCACGAGAAAGCACUCAACACAGACUGCCCAUUUGUAUGAGCAGCUCCCUUUGAUGUCCGUACUUAUGACACGGUUUUACUACGUUGUGUUUUUGAAGGAAAAAAACAGAAUCAGCAGACUCGUCAAGAGAAAUAGGAGGCUUCGUGUUAUUGUGGUAAGUCCAUAUUAUGGUAUAUACGACUAG
Messenger RNA from Porites evermanni, 23782 nucleotides. The record is from the annotation of a GenBank genome assembly. Lineage: Eukaryota; Metazoa; Cnidaria; Anthozoa; Scleractinia; Poritidae.